AUGUCCCCAAGCUGCCCUGUCCCCUCCCGAGCUUUGGGAGGAGAUGGGGGGGCUGCCAAGUUUGGGGGGGUCUGAAGGGUCAGUGCAACUCGGGGAGUGGGGGGGGGGGUCACGCUCACACUCACACACGAGACCGGGGGAGCUUAUUGUUCCCAGUUCGAAUCGCGGCGGGGUGGGGGAAUGCCCGGUGCCCCCCAACCACCCCAAACACCCUCCCCCUUACACCCGCCCAACCCAAAGGGGGGGGGUCCCCAUUGUGUGUGUCCCCCCAUCACCCCAUGGGGUGACGGACCCCAAGUCCCAGCACCCCGCACCCAACCUCAUCUCCCCGCGCACCCACUCCCACGCCCCCCCUUUCCCUUCCACGCCCCCCCCCCCCCAAUUUGGGUACAUUUUGCAGAAGCUUUUGGUUCCUUAUCCGGGGACUGGGCUGGCGGGUGUGAUUGGCCGGGGAUGUCACAUGGUGAAAGUAACUUUACGGGGUCGCCAGCUAGUAGGAGGGCUUUAUGGAGCAGAAAAACGACAAAGCGAGAAAAAUUAUUUUCCACUCCAGAAAUUAAUGAUCAUGAGCUCUUAUUUGAUGGACUCUAACUACAUCGAUCCGAAAUUUCCUCCAUGCGAGGAAUAUUCGCAAAAUAAUUACAUCCCAGACCACAGUCCGGAAUAUUAUAGCCGGACAAGGGAGUCCAGCUACCAGCAUCACCACCAGGAGCUGUACCCAGUGCCACGACCCUCCUUCCCCGACCGCCCGUUCGGCUGCGGGGGGCUGCAGGCACCGGGGAACCCGAACACGCUCCAAAGGGGACCGGGGCAAACUCCAGGAGGCCACCACCACCUCUCAGAGAAACCCCCGCAGCUCUGCGAGGCUGCUCUACCCACCACCUCCACCACUCCUCCUUCCCCAGCCCCUCCAGCCUGCAACCAGCCAAACCCCGAGCAUCCCACCAGCACAGCAUCCAAACAGCCCAUAGUCUAUCCCUGGAUGAAAAAAAUCCACGUCAGUACUGUGAAUCCCAAUUACAAUGGAGGCGAACCCAAGCGAUCCAGGACAGCCUACACCAGGCAGCAAGUUUUGGAGCUGGAAAAAGAAUUUCACUAUAACAGGUACCUGACCCGGCGGCGACGCAUCGAGAUCGCCCAUUCCCUUUGCCUCUCGGAGCGGCAGAUCAAAAUCUGGUUUCAGAACCGGAGGAUGAAAUGGAAAAAAGACCACAGGCUGCCAAACACCAAAGUACGGGCGGCGGCGGCCGCGGGGACCGCGGCUUCCAGCGCCCCCCCGGCCCCCAGCACGGCCGCGGGUGAGGAUCUGCCCUCCGCACCCGCGCAGGACCCGCGCACGGAGGAUAUCACCAGGUUAUAAACACCCCCCCUUCCGCCUCCCCACACCCGCACACAAAUGACUCUGGAUUAUUUAUAGAAUCUAAUAUAUAUAUAUAUAUAUUUUGGUUCUUGCUUCCCGUCCUUUCUCCCUUUUCCUCGUAGUUUUAUUAUUAUAAUUAUUAUUAUAAUUAUUAUUAUUUUUUUUUCCUGUGCGUAUUAAAAAAGACCAACAAUGGGUCCCCCCCCCCAGGACCACGGGCUUUAGGUGCAUGUCAGAUAGCAUGAGGCCAGGUGUCUGUACCUGCAGGGUGGGCUUUUUUACGCCAUUUCAGGGGGGCUAUUUAUUUUUGAGAGCCGUGGGGCUGGGGAGGGAGCGCAGGGCGGGGGGGGGGAGAGCGGGAAACGUUCUGUUGGGUGAAUCGAAUGAAGAAACGCUGAUAAUAUUGACGCCAAAAACCCGAACAAAAAGAACAGGCGAAUUAAGGUAUUUCCCCCCCCCAUUACAAAUGCACAAUGAGCUGAGGAGUUAUUAAGUUAUUUUGUAGGAAUGGGGGGCGGGGGGGAGGUAAAAAAUAUCACGAUUUAGAAAGAAAGAAAACCCCAAACAAACAAAAAGCAGCUACGAAACAGCACACGAGGCUUUGCUGAGGAAUUGAGAAGAAAAGGGGGAGCGAGAGAGAGAAAGAGUGACCUAUUUAAAACGCAAAGGUUUUAAAAAGCCAGUAGAUAGGGUUUUCUGUCGUGGUUAUUUGUGUUUUUGGACUGAUUUUACAUGAUCAUUGUAAACUUGCAAUAAAGAGUUUUAGUGUGUAUGUGAAAGUCCCAGUGUUCAAUAAACCAGUCAGUGUGAAUUAGUUUUA
Molecule: messenger RNA, 2180 nt
Organism: Columba livia (rock pigeon)
Lineage: Eukaryota; Metazoa; Chordata; Aves; Columbiformes; Columbidae
Gene: HOXC4
Product: homeobox C4
Exons: 2
Coding region: 44-1360 (438 amino acids)
Biological process (GO): positive regulation of transcription by RNA polymerase II; anterior/posterior pattern specification; embryonic skeletal system morphogenesis
Cellular component (GO): nucleoplasm; nucleus
Molecular function (GO): DNA-binding transcription factor activity, RNA polymerase II-specific; RNA polymerase II cis-regulatory region sequence-specific DNA binding
Source: RefSeq, a predicted model, not a curated record